Protopterus annectens (West African lungfish) is the source of this 3732-nucleotide messenger RNA. RefSeq names its product GATA binding protein 3 (gene GATA3). The record is from RefSeq and is a predicted model, not a curated record. Lineage: Eukaryota; Metazoa; Chordata; Ceratodontiformes; Protopteridae. The coding region runs from base 558 to 1889 and encodes 443 amino acids. The transcript has 6 exons. Gene Ontology annotation, biological process: embryonic organ development; immune system development; negative regulation of transcription by RNA polymerase II. Gene Ontology annotation, molecular function: zinc ion binding; DNA-binding transcription factor activity, RNA polymerase II-specific; RNA polymerase II cis-regulatory region sequence-specific DNA binding. Gene Ontology annotation, cellular component: nucleus.
AUGCAGGGGCAGUCUGAGUUAAUUUUAAGUCUUAUAAUGGGCUGGUGUAUCACACCUCGUUUAUUUAUUUAGAUUGUUUGUUUAUGUAUAAGCAGUAACCAUUCUGUUCAGUCCUUAACGCUGAGGAAGAUCAUACCUGUUCCUGAGAAACACAAUCCAUACAUGCGUUUCCUAACGCCUGAAUUAAAUGUCGGGAUUUCAGGCAGGAGCAUUUUUCACUCACAGUCGCAAACUGCUGUCCUUACUCAUAAAUUUAUCCGCACCACUCCUAACAUUUGAACAUACAGAUGUACUGCUGUCUUGCUUGCACUUCUCGGAUGAACAAGGCGCUUCAUAGAUGGACUGUAGUGAAAAUGUGAUCAAGGACAUCCGACCAGAAGAACUCUGUGGAUUGUAACUUCCUUGUUCAGAAUAUUUUGGACUGACACUGCCUAACUGAAGACGCCCGGAGUGGGUCAAAAUCGAGACGGACAGGUCUUCUGUUCAGAGUGACUUUUUGUGUUCGUUGUAUUUGUGUACAAAACAAGGAGACACACAAAGUGUCUAGCGUGUUGGGAAUGGAGGUGAGUGCGGAGCAGCCCCGCUGGAUGAGCCAUCCCCACCCUGCGGCAGCUGCGGUGCUGAACGGCCAGCACCACGACUCGCACCACCCUGCACUCAGCCACUCUUAUAUGGACCCUUCGCAAUAUACACUGCCUGAAGAUGUGGAUGUACUUUUCAAUAUUGAAAGCCAGGGAGGUCACGUCCCCUCAUAUUAUGGCAAUUCAGUGCGAGCAGUGCAGCGAUACCCACCAACACAUCACGGAAGCCAGAUGUGUCGACCACCACUACUCCACGGGUCUUUGUCCUGGUUGGAUGGCAGUAAACCACUGGGAUCGCAUCACAGUGCAGCACCGUGGAACCUGAGUCCUUUCUCCAAGACCUCAAUUCAUCACAGUUCUCCUGGACCACUUUCAGUGUAUCCUCCAGCUUCAUCGUCUUCUUUGUCAGCAGGACAUUCCAGCCCUCACCUUUUCACUUUUCCACCGACUCCACCAAAAGAUAUCUCACCAGAUCCCGGGCUUACUGUACCAGGGCCAAGUAGUUCUAACCGUCAGGAAGACAAGGACUGUGUUAAAUACUCUGUGUCCAUAACAGAAACCAUGAAGCUAGAGGCAUCCCAUCCAAGGAACAGCAUGACAACUUUAGGGAGUAGUUCGUCUUCAGCACAUCAUCACCCGAUUGCCACUUAUCCACCCUAUGUUACAGAUUACAGUGCAGGCCUCUUCCAACCCAGUUUGACGCCUUCCAGCUUUGGCUGCAAAGCAAGGCCUAAAACUCGUUCUAGCACAGAAGGCAGGGAGUGUGUAAACUGUGGCGCUACAUCAACCCCACUGUGGCGAAGGGACGGCACCGGACACUACUUGUGCAACGCCUGCGGACUGUAUCAUAAAAUGAACGGUCAAAAUCGGCCCCUCAUUAAGCCCAAGAGAAGGCUGUCUGCGGCUAGGAGAGCAGGCACAUCCUGUGCAAACUGUCAAACAACGACCACCACUCUCUGGAGGAGAAAUGCCAAUGGAGAUCCUGUGUGCAACGCAUGUGGACUUUACUACAAAUUACACAAUAUCAACAGACCAUUGACAAUGAAGAAAGAAGGAAUUCAGACAAGAAACAGAAAAAUGUCCAGCAAAUCUAAAAAGAGCAAAAAGGUUCUUGACAGCAUGGACGACUAUCCCAAAGCAAGUUCAUUUAGUCCAGCAGCCAUUUCCAGGCACAUGUCCUCUCUUAGUCAUAUUUCACAUUUUAGCCACACUGGCCACAUGCUAACAACUCCAACUCCAAUGCAUCCAUCAUCCAGUCUGUCUUUUGCACCUCCUCAUCCUUCUAGCAUGGUCACAGCCAUGGGUUAACCGACUUACUUAGAUGGUACUUUAUGUUCUUAUUUAAAGGAGGGACACACAAAACAGCCUAUCAGAUGGAUGGAAGCAUAAAAAAACAAAAAUAAAAAGACAUGGCCCCAUCUUUUAAGCAGUCAGUGUGGUGUUACAUAUUUCCUGCCAGUCGCUGUGGAUCUCAUUUGUGAAUAAGCCAUUCAGAUGAAUUCCUUCCUUAUUUAACAGGGUCUUCAGUGCUGUGUAAAUUCUGAACACUGAGCACAAAUGUAAAAAUUGUACAAAGUAUUGUAAAGUUAAUAGACUUCUUAAUGCCCCUGGGCAAUUAUAAAAAGAUUAUGAAGGACUACAGUUUAAUUUAAGGCAGAAAGAUAAAUACUGGAGCACAGAAAAGACCUGUCUAUGGCACCUUUAUUCAUAAAGCUAAUGGACACAGUGCCAGUUACAUUGUGUUUUUCGGCAGAAGAUGUUUGAUGCAUUAAUUAUUGUAGAGUGAUUAUCCAUGAAGGCUGUUGUUUUCCACAAAUGAAAUACCAGCAGUUCCCGGCAAUCAGUGGAACAGCAUGGAUAUUGCCAUGAAAUUCUGAGACCGUCAUUCUCCUGGCCUAUAUGCAUUGUGAACAAGUUUCUGUAAUUGUUGUUUGUAUGUAUAAUUCAGAACACCAAAAAUAAGAAAGAAGUAGAAUUAUUUCAUCAUGUAAUACAGACUGAAUGGUUGUAUAAAUUUAUUAAUUGCUAGUGUAAAACUACUUCUUUUGUUUUCAUAUUUUCUUUCUUUAAAAAUAAACUAGAAGACAUUUUGUUGACUUAAUGCAACUGUGUUUGAGAGAGUUUAUUUUUACAUUGCUUUGUUUAUAUCCACCAGAUGAUUUAAUAGGUACAGCUGCAUCAGUUUUUAACAUCACUGCCACUGCUAUGUUUGUGGGUUUACAGGAAGUAAAAAAUGCUUGCUAGCAUUUUAGGUCUCACAGGCCUGAAGCCAGUCUAGAGGAACCUGUGGUUCAAUCCACUCAUGCCUUGUAUCAUACUUAUUUUUACUUAAUAUGUUAAUAUUUAGUAAGAUGAAAUAGGGAAUAUAAUUUUGUUUCUGAGAAUUGUGGUAUUGAAGUUUUGGCAUUACAUUGCCUUUAUUAUGAAAGCCAGUGAUCUGGAUUCUCUCUCUCUUUCUUUCAGAAAUGUGCACACACACACACACACACACACACACACACACACACACACACACACACACACACACACACACACACACACACACAUGCUAAGUAGCUUUAUUUUUGAGUUACUUCCUGAGUAUGCAUUGCAGUGCAAAUGCUGAAUAUUUAUUGAUAUAUUUAUAUAUGCCUUUAAGUACAUUUAAUGUAUUGCAAUAUAUCAGUUACGUUUGUAUUUCUUAUUAUAUACAUUUGUGUUAAAUUACUAAAUUUUUUCAGGGCUUUUACAUAUUCUUGUCUUAAAUUGAGUGUUAAUAUUUUUAGCUAAGAAACACUUUUGCAUUAUGUUGAUAUUUUACAUUCUUUAAAAAAGUAUAGCACUGCUAAGAAUAAUUCUUUUCAUGUAGGUCUAAGGGAUAUAUAUACAUAUAUGACUGAUUUAGUUUUUUUUCCACUAUUCAUACAAUUCAGUGUAUCUACCCUAUUUGUACUGAAAAAGGAAAACUGGUUAUAACAGAAUGUGGUAUGUGAAGAGGCAGCCAGAAAUUUCUGUACUCUGUACUCAGACUAUACUUUAACCUCUUCCCAGCCUUCUAAUAUUUAAAAAUGUGAAUCUUUCUCUCCAUAUGUUGUCUUGUAAACUUACGAAAUGUGCACAUUGUUUCAAUUGUUGCACCUUAUACAACUAUAAAUAAAGCAUUUUAUGUAUA